AUGAACUUCAACAACGCGACCUAUGAUGUGCUUUGGCGUGUGCCAGAUAGUGGACUGGGCUCCACCGGAGUUCCAUGCUGUUCCAUCACCGACUCUUCUUGCGAGAGGUACUGCCAGAACUCCUCGUGGCCACCUUUCGGGGGGACAUGGUCGAUGUAUCCAAACAUGAAGACAGCUACAGCCAGGGCUGAGGGCUGGGCUACAAAGGGAUGGACGGUGGAGAUCGCCUUUCCGCUGCACCCUGCCGAUGGCAUUGGUGGGCUCCUCUCGGCAGGCCAAGGUACCUCCUUGGCUGAGAGGUUCGAUCCGAAUGCAGGUGCGAAGUAUUGGUCGGUGGACUUCUCGCGUGCAGAGCACCCCUUCUUCACGUCGAACUCGUCCCUCUUUGGACAGCUCUGUCCGUCCAUUCAGAAGGAUCAGCCGACGCUUUUGGGAGCGGAUCAGUGGAGCUGCUACUGGGAGUGGGUCUGGCAGCCUGUGGGAGGCCAUCGCUACAUGCACAAUCCGGACACCUUUGGGUUCCUACAGUUCGCUGGACCGGAGGGUGAAGAGCUCUGCGGCAACAUUGAGUGGCCUGCGCGAUACGUCCUGGCUCAAGUCUACCAAGCUGAAGUCGCCUAUGCGAAGUCCACAGGCGCCUACACGAGCAGCAUCUGGACGCUGCUCAAGGGAUCUUUCUGCACGCCGGAGAACGGCUGCUCGGUGGCUGUCCUUCGUAAGGUCGUGACGAUCUACGCGCGCUACUUCAAUCUCAAGGUCUUGGUAGACAAUUCAGCGACGUCCUGUGUGAGAUAUGCUACGAAUAAGACUGCCGCCAACUACACUGGUGGGCCAUGCUUCAAUGCUUCUGUGGAUGUGCGGCUGCCAUCCUGCACUGAAGUGCGCUCGCAGAUACGAGGCUCAAUCCGCGAAGACCGCUUUCUUGAUGUUCGCGUCUCUGGAAUGCCGACACGGGAGUGCCUCCAGCUCUGGACUCAGGUUUAA
Symbiodinium sp. CCMP2456 is the source of this 984-nucleotide messenger RNA. The record is from the annotation of a GenBank genome assembly. NCBI's taxonomy places the organism in Eukaryota, Dinophyceae, Suessiales, Symbiodiniaceae.